AAACACAACCGAAAACAAAAACAUCAUCUCCAGGUGCUUGAACACUUACACAGUCGACGACAAAAAAAAAAUCCAAAAUUAAUCAAAUGCAUUAUCCUAACAACAGACCCGAAUUAUCAUCCGGAGCUCCAUCUCGGGAUCGCGAUUCGACCCGGUAUCCGUAUCAUAAUCAGGAGCAGCUGUCACCGGAGCAAGAACUAUCCGUCAUAGUCUCCGCCUUGCAGCACGUGAUCUCAGGGGAAAACGAAACGGCGCCGUAUCAGGGCUUCUCCAGCACAGUGAUAAGCGCGGGAAUGCCUCCUUCGGAUUCCGACGCUUGCCAGGUGUGCAGGAUCGACGGCUGUCUCGGCUGCAACUACUUUUUCGCGCCAAAUCAGAGAAUCGAAAACACACACCAACAAGUAGAUGCUGAAGAAGAAGAUGGGGUUAGUAGUAGAAGAGAGAGCCACGUGGCGGCGGCGAAGAAAGCAGCGGAAGGAGGAGGGAAAGUGAGGAAGAGGAAGAACAAGAAGAACGGGUACAGAGGAGUGAGGCAGAGGCCUUGGGGCAAAUUCGCAGCUGAGAUCAGAGAUCCCAAGAGAGCGACACGUGUCUGGCUCGGCACUUUCGAGACCGCCGAGGACGCGGCUAGGGCCUAUGAUCGGGCCGCUAUUGGGUUCCGUGGGCCGAGGGCUAAACUCAACUUCCCGUUUGCGGAUUACACUGCGUCUGCUUCUUCCCCUGUUGGAGCUGAGGACGUGGUAACGAGUGCGAGUGCGAAUGCAAGUACGAGCGUAAGUGCAACGGAAUCUGCUGAAGCAGAACAAUGGCGUGGAGAUUGUGAUAUGGAUGAAUAUUUGAAGAUGAUGAUGAUGAUGGAUUUUGGGAAUGGAGAUUCUUCGGAUUCAGGCAACACUAUUGCUGAUAUGUUCCAGUGAUUAUUUUCAGAACAAAAUUGCCACUCACUCUUUCUUGUUAUAGUUGAGUGCAAGAUGAGUU
This is a messenger RNA of Brassica oleracea var. oleracea, 978 nucleotides long. Its product is annotated as ethylene-responsive transcription factor ERF109. The coding region runs from base 87 to 917 and encodes 276 amino acids. Gene Ontology annotation, molecular function: DNA binding; DNA-binding transcription factor activity. The record is from RefSeq and is a predicted model, not a curated record. Gene Ontology annotation, biological process: ethylene-activated signaling pathway; regulation of DNA-templated transcription. Lineage: Eukaryota; Viridiplantae; Streptophyta; Magnoliopsida; Brassicales; Brassicaceae. The transcript has 2 exons.